Fraxinus pennsylvanica is the source of this 306-nucleotide messenger RNA. The record is from the annotation of a GenBank genome assembly. NCBI's taxonomy places the organism in Eukaryota, Viridiplantae, Streptophyta, Magnoliopsida, Lamiales, Oleaceae.
AUGGUGACUUACAAGUUUCAUCAGUACCAAGUGGUGGAGAGAGCUCUACCAACGGAGACAGAUGAGCACCCGAAGAUCUACUGGAUGAAGCUCUGGGCCACCAAUGAGGUUCGCGCCAAGUCCAAAUUCUGGUAUUUCCUGAGGAAGCUUAAGAAGGUGAAGAAGAGCAACGACCAAGUCCUCGCUAUUAACGAGCAGCAUUAUGGAAUCAGCAAUGCCAAAUCGUAUUGGAAGAUUCUGGAGGAAGAUGACAUGGAGGAAAUGCACAUGCUUUCUGUUUUUUUCUGCCCUCAUUCUGUUAUGUAA